UCAGAGGGCGGGACUUCCUUCCCGGAUUUGUGAGCGGUGGAAGCUCGAACUCGGCGGCCAGAAGCCGAGCCGGCCGCCGCCAUGAUCAAGAAGUUCGACAAGAAGGAUGAGGAGUCGGGGAGCGGCUCCAACCCCUUCCAACAUCUGGAGAAGAGCGCCAUCCUUCAGGAGGCUCGGAUCUUUAACGAGACCCCCAUCAACCCACGGAGAUGCCUGCACAUCCUGACCAAGAUCCUUUACUUGCUGAACCAGGGUGAGCAUUUCGGGACCACGGAAGCUACAGAGGCCUUCUUUGCCAUGACAAGAUUAUUUCAGUCCAAUGAUCAAACCUUACGGAGGAUGUGUUACCUGACCAUCAAAGAGAUGGCCAACAUUUCGGAGGAUGUUAUCAUCGUCACCAGCAGCCUGACCAAAGAUAUGACGGGGAAAGAAGAUGUGUACCGAGGGCCUGCCAUUCGAGCACUUUGUAGGAUCACAGAUGGCACCAUGCUGCAGGCCAUUGAAAGGUACAUGAAACAAGCCAUUGUCGACAAAGUCCCCAGUGUGUCCAGUUCGGCGCUGGUCUCAUCUUUGCACAUGAUGAAGAUCAAUUACGACGUGGUCAAGAGGUGGAUCAAUGAGGCCCAGGAAGCUGCUUCCAGUGACAAUGUCAUGGUGCAGUACCACGCUUUGGGGGUGCUCUACCACCUGAGGAAGAAUGACCGCCUUGCAGUUUCCAAGAUGUUGAACAAAUUCACAAAAUCGGGCCUAAAAUCCCAGUUUGCGUACUGCAUGCUGAUCCGGAUUGCCAGCCGCCUCUUGAAGGAGUCUGAAGAAGGGCACGACAACCCACUCUUUGAUUUCAUUGAAAGCUGCUUACGGAACAAGCAUGAGAUGGUCAUUUAUGAAGCUGCCUCUGCCAUCAUCCACCUCCCAAACUGCACAGCCAGGGAACUGGCCCCAGCUGUCUCAGUGCUUCAGCUCUUCUGUAGCUCGCCCAAGCCAGUCCUGAGAUACGCCGCAGUCAGAACCCUCAAUAAGGUGGCGAUGAAGCACCCCUCCGCCGUCACAGCCUGCAACCUGGACCUGGAGAACCUCAUCACGGAUUCGAACCGCAGCAUCGCCACCCUGGCCAUCACCACCCUCCUGAAGACGGGCAGCGAAAGCAGCGUGGACCGGCUCAUGAAGCAGAUCUCGUCCUUUGUGUCUGAGAUCUCAGACGAAUUCAAGGUGGUGGUCGUCCAAGCCAUCAGUGCCUUGUGCCAGAAGUAUCCACGGAAGCACAGCGUGAUGAUGACCUUCCUCUCCAACAUGCUCCGGGAUGACGGCGGCUUUGAGUACAAGCGUGCCAUCGUGGACUGCAUCAUCGGCAUCAUCGAGGAGAACCCCGAGAGCAAGGAGUCGGGGCUGGCGCACCUCUGCGAGUUCAUUGAGGACUGUGAGCACACGGUCCUGGCCACCAAGAUCCUGCACCUGCUGGGCAAGGAAGGGCCCCGCACGCCCGCCCCCUCCAAGUACAUCCGCUUCAUCUUCAACCGGGUGGUCCUGGAGAAUGAGGCCGUCCGUGCCGCUGCGGUCAGUGCGCUGGCCAAGUUUGGGGCCCAAAAUGAGAACCUUCUCCCCAGCGUCCUCGUCCUCUUGCAAAGGUGCAUGAUGGACAGUGACGACGAGGUGCGGGACCGAGCCACCUUCUACCUGAAUGUGCUUCAGCAGAGGCAGCUGGCACUCAAUGCGGCCUACAUCUUUAACGGUCUGACAGUCUCCAUCCCGGGGAUGGAGAAGGCCUUGCACCAGUACACAUUGGAGCCUUCGGACAAGCCUUUCGACAUGAGGUCCGUGCCGCUGGCCACAGCCCCCACCUUUGAGCAGAAGUCAGAGAUUGCCCUGGUGGCCAGCAAGCCGGAGAAACUGGCUCCUUCCAGGCAUGAUAUCUUUCAAGAACAACUGGCAGCCAUCCCGGAGUUCAAGAACUUGGGCCCGCUCUUCAAGUCUUCGGAGCCGGUGCAGCUCACCGAGGCCGAGACCGAGUAUUUUGUUCGGUGCAUCAAGCACGUCUUCCCGCACCACGUCGUCUUCCAGUUUGACUGCACAAACACCCUCAAUGACCAAUUGCUGGAGAAGGUGACGGUGCAGAUGGAGCCCUCGGAAGCCUUUGACGUCCUCCGCUGCAUCCCAGCCCCGAGCCUCCCCUACAACCAGCCGGGGAUGUGCUACACACUGGUCCGGCUACCCAUGGACGACCCCACUGCAGUGGCCUGCACCUUCAGCUGCACCAUGAAGUUCACCGUCCGAGACUGCGACCCCAACACCGGCGUGCCAGACGAAGAUGGAUACGACGACGAAUACGUGUUGGAAGACCUGGAGCUGACCCUGUCUGACCACAUUCAGAAGGUCCUGAAGCCCAACUUCGCUGCCGCCUGGGAGGAAGUGGGCGACGACUAUGAGAAGGAGGAGACCUUUGCGCUCAGCACCAUCAAAACCCUGGACGAAGCGGUCAACAACAUUGUGAAGUUCCUUGGCAUGCAGCCCUGCGAGAGGUCGGACAAAGUGCCCGAGAACAAGAAUUCCCACACCCUCUACCUGGCGGGUGUGUACCGAGGCGGCUUAGACGUCCUGGUGAGAGCGAGGCUGGCCCUUGGGGACGGAGUGACCAUGCAGGUGACGGUCCGCAGCAUCCUGGAGACCCCCGUGGACGUCAUUCUGGCCUCCGUCGGCUAAGAGUUGCGGCAGCCCAAGCCGGAACUAUGCCAUCCGGAAGGCACUCCGGGGAUCGACCAUACCGCAUGUUUUGGGGUUUUUUGUUUCUCCUCCGCUCUCUUGACCCACACAGUCAUUGCGUGUCGGCUGAAAGGGAAAGUGUCUUCUCUUCUGUGCCACGAAAGCUGGGAUGACGCCCUUCUUUUCCUUCCCAGCUCCACUCCGUCAUUCCUGUAUAAACUAUUGUUUCUGUGCUGUCGUUAGAAUCCAGGAAAUUUUUUUAAAGAGCCAAACUUUUCACCAAUGGAUUUUUAUUAGCAGAAAAUAAAACAGGGCGCAUUGA
This is a messenger RNA of Anolis sagrei ordinatus, 3019 nucleotides long. NCBI's taxonomy places the organism in Eukaryota, Metazoa, Chordata, Lepidosauria, Squamata, Anolidae. The record is from RefSeq and is a predicted model, not a curated record.